Lagenorhynchus albirostris (white-beaked dolphin) is the source of this 1018-nucleotide messenger RNA. RefSeq names its product trem-like transcript 2 protein. NCBI's taxonomy places the organism in Eukaryota, Metazoa, Chordata, Mammalia, Artiodactyla, Delphinidae. The record is from RefSeq and is a predicted model, not a curated record. Gene Ontology annotation, molecular function: signaling receptor activity. The coding region runs from base 16 to 1008 and encodes 330 amino acids. The transcript has 5 exons. Gene Ontology annotation, cellular component: cell surface. Gene Ontology annotation, biological process: T cell activation.
CCACUGCUCGGAGCCAUGGCUCCCGCCUUGCUGCUGCUGCUGUGGCUCCAGGGCCCUGUCGCAGGUGCCCCUGUCGAGAGCGUGUACUCCAAAGUGCGGCACUUUGAAGGGGAGACUCUGUCUGUGCAGUGCUCCUACAAGAGCCGCAAAAACCACACAGAGGGUAAGGUUUGGUGCAAAAUCAGGAGGAAGAAGUGCGAGACUGUGUUCACCCGUGUUGGGGUGCAGGGGCCGCGCUAUUUGCUGCAGGACGAUACCCAGGCCAAGGUGGUCAGUAUCACCAUGGCGGCCCUGAGGCGCCAGGACUCGGGCCGGUACUGGUGCAUGCGCAACAGCUCUGGCGUCCUCUACCCUCUGAUGGGCUUCCUGCUGGAAGUGUCUCCAGCCUCCACAACCAAGAGAAACACUCCUCUUACGAAGCUGCCCACCAUCCUCCAGAGUGGAACUGUCGUCACAGCAGGCCCAGCCCUCACCUCAGGCCCUGAUGCCCCUUUCACCACCAGCACGACGGUGUUCACACCUGGACUUCUCACCUUGGCUAGACUCUUGCCCUUCCCUGCCUCAGGGAGCAUCAGACUGACCUCUGUGACGGGCUACGGCUUCACUGGCACCAGCCCCUCCACUACGGGGCCCAGUAGGACCAUGGGGUCCCAGACAGUGACUGCCUCUCCCAGCAAUGCCGGAGCCUCCGCUGCUGGCCCAGCCUCCACCCCUACUAAGGCUGGGCACCUGUGCACCAUGGGAUCGCCCACCACGGGAAUGUGCCCCACUGGCAGGUCUCUCCUCAACCUAUUAUCCCCCAGCAGGCACCAGGACUUCUAUCCUGCUGUGCUCGUGGCGGUGCUGGCCUUGCUCCCAGUGCCUGUGAUGCUGAUCGUGGUCUAUGGGUUCUGGAAGAAGAGACACAUGGGAAGCUACAGCAUGUGCCGUGAUCCUGCCAGAUCCUGGAGGGACCCGUCCACAAGACCAGAGCCUCCGUGGAAGCCUGCUUGGUCUGAAGCCACUUAACUGUAUGGUG